Molecule: messenger RNA, 1950 nt
Organism: Orbilia oligospora ATCC 24927
Lineage: Eukaryota; Fungi; Ascomycota; Orbiliomycetes; Orbiliales; Orbiliaceae
Exons: 3
Coding region: 1-1950 (649 amino acids)
Molecular function (GO): S-adenosylmethionine-dependent methyltransferase activity
Source: RefSeq, a predicted model, not a curated record
AUGUUUGGCACAAUUGGUCUUGAAUAUGGCGAUCCUCGCGACAGGGAAACUGUGGGUCAACGGAAAAACAGGAGAGUUACAGAAAGGGAGGGAUCUGUCCUGACCAACAAUUCGAGUGAGCGUUCUUCGUCACCGGCACCUAGUUCGGGUAGAAAGCCUUCGUCGACGGCGUCGUCAAGCGCAGGGAGUCAAAAGCAGGCUGCUCCAAGCAUAGUAUCGCAAAAGCCUAAAAGUCGUUUUGGUUUCUUUGGGAGCAAGUCUAAAGAUGCGCCACCCGAGAAGAAGAGCUCGGUCUCGAUGAGCGAAGGAGAGAAUAGUACCCCAGAGCCAAAGAUCAGUCUGCUGGCACUAGAGACUACUUCCUUACAGCCACCGAGGCCAAUAAACAAUGGCCGUAUCUAUAAUCAACAUACGCCACCUACGUCGGAGUAUGAUAUCUCACGGCAACCUCCUAUGCCACCACCGAGCGUCCCCGUACCCCCAACCCCAGACACCUUUGAAGGCCCUAACGCACAUCGCACCCGUCAAUUUCCCACUACAAACCAGAGGAUUGCAUCAGACUUCAAUCUACGACCCAUAUUGACGAGCAGCUCCGAUGAUAUCUCGCCCUCAUCACCAAAUUCCGGAAGGAUUGCGUCGAUGGGAAGUGGCAGUGAUUCGCAUCAAUCGCAGAUCGAAACGAUUGACCACUCGCUUCAAUCCUUCUACAUAGCGGAACAUGAGACAAAUUAUAAAUUUAGGCCCGGUACUAGGGAUCGCAUGCAUCCAAAGCCUCAGCCAAUCCAGACUCAAAUCCAGACCCAGACUCUGCAUCAGCACCAAUGGGCGAUAUCUCAUAUGUCUAACAGUGGAAAUACCCCUACUACCGCAGGCCUACCUUCAUACGAUACGCUAGGUUACUCGCACCAUCUACCAAUAGAUAGCAAACCACCACCAUCAAUGAGAUCUGCCAGUAGAAGCAUGAGUGAAAAAGCGCCACCCUCUGCGCACGGAAGGAGUAGCUUCCACGCAGCUCUGCAAAAGAUGGAAAAUGCCGGCCUGAAAAUUAUGUUCAAACGGCUAAGUGAAGACUGGGGCAAUAGUGCUCAGGAUUCUGACAACACUAUGUUGCAAGAGAUUGCGUUUGAGCAAAGGCUUUGGGCUUUGGUGGCUGCUGAGUGGCUUACAUUCGGGAAGUCCCUUCAAAGUGAUGCCCACGAAUACCUUCUAGAUGCACAUAUUACGGAUGGAAGACGGUUAUUACAUCUGCAUGGUUCCGCUGCUGAUGGCUGGGUCCUCGCCGCUAAGUAUCCAAACGUCACGGUUUACUCUGUUUCUUCUCAGGAUAUCUCCAAUCCGCCCUGUCAAUGGUCUGCGCCCCUCAACCAUCAUGCAUUAUUCCUCCCACAACCAAACUCGCCCCUGCCAUUCCCAGACAACUAUUUCGACGUAAUCUCCACAAAAUCGUUCCCUAGUAUUCUUCGUCUGUCUGAAUGGGUUCCCAUCCUGCGAGAGUGCAACCGCGUCCUUCGCCCCGGUGGUUGGAUCGAGCUUCAAAUUGUUGACCCGGUACUUACAAAACAAGGCGAACUCCUCCGCGAAUGGCUUGAAGCUAGGAUUGUUCGUGAAAUGCUGGAGGACAGUUAUGCCAUAAAGCCCUCAGAUGAUGUUCUUGGGUUUUUGCAAGAGACGGGAUUUGAUAACGUCAAGAGGAGUAGAAUUGCACUUCCCGCGUCGUUCAACCCCAAGCUAAAGAAUAUAGCUCGUGGGCAAGGACCUGAUCCUGACGCUGCAAGAGUUAUGGUUCUGGUUGGGAGACAUUUUUAUGAGGAGCUUUACAGAGGGUUCAAUCCCAUCAUGAACGGUUCCGGUGGUGAUCAACUCUGGUGGCAGAACAAAGCCAUCAAGCACGAGUGUGAGGUCCUAAAUACCUGCUUCGGACUAACAUUUGCCUUCGCCCAGAAGAUCUGA